AUGGCGCAGCUCUACUACGGCGGCGGCGGCGGGGGGACCGGCCGCGGCGGCGGAGGCAGCGGGUCCGCGUCGCGCCGCGACCGCAUCCGGUUGCGCGUGGUGCGCGCCGAGCCCGAGCUGUCGGCGGAGGAGAAGGCGUACCUGAGCGCCGUGGAGAAGGGCGACUACGGCAGCGUGAAGCGCGCGCUGCGCGAGGCCGAGAUCUACUUCAAGAUCAACGUGAACUGCGUGGACCCGCUGGGGCGAACCGCGCUGCUCAUCGCCAUCGAGAACGAGAACCUGGAGAUGGUGGAGCUCCUGCUGGCGCACGACGUGCAUGUCGGGGACGCGCUGCUCCACGCCAUCCGCAAGGAGGUGGUGGGAGCCGUGGAGCUGCUGCUCAACCACAAGAAACCCAGCGGAGAGAAACAGGUUCCACCUAUCCUGCUGGACAAACAGUUCUCGGAGUUCACCCCCGACAUUACUCCCAUCAUCCUCGCUGCCCACACAAACAAUUAUGAAAUUAUUAAGAUGCUGGUGCAGAAAGGUGUGUCAGUGCCUCAGCCUCAUGAGGUGCGCUGCAACUGUUCCGAGUGCAUAUCCAGCUCAGAUGUGGACAGUCUCCGACACUCACGCUCACGCCUUAACAUCUACAGGGCCCUGGCAAGUCCGUCACUCAUCGCACUGUCUAGCGAGGACCCCUUCCUGACCGCCUUCCAGCUCAGCUGGGAGCUCCAAGAGCUUAGCAAGGUGGAGAACGAGUUCAAGACAGAAUACGAGGAGCUGUCUUAUCAGUGUAAUCGCUUUGCAAAGGACCUGCUGGACCAGACACGUUCCUCACGUGAACUGGAGCUUAUCCUCAACUUCCGUGACGAUCUUAGCCUCUUGGAUGAGGAGGGCAAUAAUGACUUAGCUCGGCUUAAACUGGCCAUCAAAUAUCGACAGAAAGAGUUUGUGGCUCAGCCGAACUGUCAGCAGCUCCUUGCUUCACGAUGGUACGAUGAGUUCCCCGGCUGGAGAAGGCGCCACUGGGCUGGCAAAUUCAUCACAUGCAUCUUCAUCGGUCUUCUCUUCCCCCUCUUCACCAUCUGCUACCUGGUGGCGCCCAAAAGCCGUAUCGGCCUCUUCAUCCGCAAGCCGUUCUUCAAGUUCAUCUGUCAUACGGCAUCUUACCUGACCUUCCUCUUCCUCCUCCUGCUGGCCUCGCGGCACAUCGUUCCUCUGGAUACUGACCACCAAGGUCCCAAGCCCACCCCUGUCGAGUGGAUGAUCCUCCCAUGGAUUAUAGGUUUCAUAUGGACAGAAAUCAAACAGAUGUGGGACGGUGGAUUACAGGAUUACAUCCACGACUGGUGGAACCUUAUGGAUUUUGUUAUGAACUCUCUUUACUUGGCCACCAUUUCACUGAAGUUAGUCGCAUAUAUAAAGUGCAAUGAGGGCUCAAGGUCCAGGGACGAUUGGGAAAUGUGGCACCCCACGCUGGUGGCCGAGGCUGUGUUCGCCAUCGCUAACAUCUUCAGCUCUCUACGCCUCAUCUCUCUCUUUACCGCCAAUUCCCACCUAGGCCCGCUGCAGAUCUCACUGGGCCGAAUGCUGUUAGACAUCCUCAAGUUCCUUUUCAUCUACUGCCUAGUGCUUGUGGCAUUCGCCAACGGACUCAACCAGCUCUAUUUCUACUACGAGACUACAAACCAUACCUGCACGGGCAUCCGCUGCAAAGAUCAGAACAAUGCUUUUUCAACGUUGUUUGAAACAUUGCAGUCUUUGUUCUGGUCCAUCUUCGGUCUCAUCAGUUUGUACGUGACCAACGUUGAACCUGACCACAAGUUCACAGAAUUCGUAGGAGCCACAAUGUUUGGCACGUAUAACAUCAUCUCCCUGGUGGUGCUUCUCAACAUGCUCAUCGCCAUGAUGAACAACUCGUAUCAGCACAUUGCAGAUCAUGCUGACAUUGAGUGGAAAUUUGCCAGGACUAAGUUGUGGAUGAGCUACUUCGAAGAAGGAGGUACACUGCCACCACCUUUCAACAUUAUCCCCAGCCCCAAAUCCGUGUGGUACCUCAUUAACUGGGUUAAAAUUCAUAUUUUCGGAAGGAAGUUGAGGAGUACAGAAACGUUUGGAGCGUUGGGGAGGAGGGCUGCUGAAAAAGUACGACUGAGUCACCAAUAUCAGGAAGUUCUGAGAAACCUGGUGAAGAGGUAUGUAGCAGCUAUGAUCAGAGAUGCCAAGAAAGAAGAGGGGCUCACCGAAGAAAACUUCAAGGAGUUGAAGCAGGAUAUCUCCAGUUUCCGCUUUGAGGUUCUGGGAAUGCUAAAGGGCAGUCGAAUGUCUCUGCGUGGACGCAAAAUGCUUUCAGGAACAUCAGCAUCUUCACAUCCGGGCUGUUUACACCAGUUCAAAAUCAAGCCAGUUCCAUGCGAGGUAAGCUCUGAACCUGUGCUGGAUCCUCGGAGCAGCCUCCUCAACGGCUCGGUCAUGUCCUUGCCUGAAACAUCUUCCAAAGCGAAGCACAGGAGUGACAUUUCCACUGACUUCGGUAUGUUCCAAAACUCUAAGCGAAAGACAAAUCACUGUUCCAACACAAACAUCUAUGCGGUAUUUGAAGACUGGGAAUCAGAGAUUGAGCAAUUUGACUGUACAGAGGAGGACAAAUGUGAACAGUCCCUGACUCAGAGACCUAUAGAUGAUGGAAAUGUGUCUAAGUCUGAGGAAGGAGCGGAACGAGAGCCAGUUCCAUCUGAGACCGGAGAUCAGAGCCGCUCUCCUUCACCGACAGACACAUAAUGUGAGCGAGAUGAUGAGCGAGAUCACCUUUUAAGGUCAGAAUCAGGGCCCUUCUCAUGCUGGUGGGCCGAGGCAUGCCGAGGUACAGUCGGGCCAUGAGGUGGAACUGGCAUACGUCUGAAAAUAGAUGUGCUUCUGAUCUAAAGUCUCAGGGAAAGGCCAAAGCCUGUGGCAUUUAUUUCUUCAGCAGUUCUAUAUACACGAAUGAAGAGUGAAUAUCCAACAAUUCAGGGCCAACACCAUGCUAUUACAUGCUGUGCAUCUUCGUGAGAAAAUGCUUGUAAAUCAUGCAAAUUUAAAGCAGGCUGCCUGAUCCAGGAACAAUACCCUGUACUUUUCAUUAAGCCUUAUUGUUCAUGCUUUUUUUUAGCAUGUACAAACAUAAAAGAACCCCUUUUUUUAUUCCUGUCAUUAUUAUUUUAUUUUUUCAUCUUCCUAGCAUUUGAAUAGUUGACUGGGUAAACAUUGCCAAAAAUUCAGAUGCAGAUGUUUUCAGGCAAUAACAUUUGAAAACAAAAUUUUAACCAUUUCUUAUGUAACAUUAUGCAGCUUAGCAUCACCUAAGACUGGCUCAUCACAGCCACUUGUUCUCCACCUACCUGCUUUUUUUUUUUUUUUGCACCGUAACCUUUAUACAAUGUAUAAACCAUGUAGACUAAACAACGUCAAUGCAUAUUUAAAGCUGUAUUCAGAGUUGACUUUAAAAGAUUACCGCAGAGAAAGUUGCCAGGUGUUCUUGUGCCAAGCUUUUAAGGCAAAUUUUUUUUUUCUGUUGUUUCUUGACUACUCCUUUCACUUUAAAACUGAUAAAAGCGAUAUCAUGGGUUUUGAAAUAUACUGCGGUGGAACAGAAAGAGACAAUAAAAAUAAAGAAGAUAAAGAAGUAGAAAUAAACAUAAAGAGUAAAUGUGAUAGUUUCCCAGUAAUCAGUAUGUACUGUGUACACAUUUUAUAUGUACGUAUGUAUGUAUAAUGUCACAGUAAAUUAGUGAAACAGGAACUCAAUUUUCCCAGACCGCCAAGCAAAUUGUGAAUCCAUUCAGGUUGACUGUUCCUAACUGUCAUGUCCUAGUUAGGAUAAUUAUGUUUGUUUGCCAUCUUUGCUAAUUUGUUUUAAAUUCUCUAUUUGGUUCCCACCCAGUGUAAUAGGCUUCUUGUCUGCCAUGUGGAGUCCCAGUCAAUGCCCCACACCCGGCCACUGGGGUUGCAGGCCAAUCUUAGACAAUGUACACAUUACAGUCCAAUUCUGAUUAUUUUAGUCACAUUCACAUUCAUAAUUUUCAUUUAAAGUCAGACUUUUAUCUGACUCUAAUGUGGAUGCAUCUAUCCCCUGAAACGGCACACAUGCUCUCGUCGAUACAUUUUUGGAUCGUCCCAUCUGGGUUAAAAUAUGUCAUGAGUUUAUGUCACCACUCAUUCAUUUCAAACAAUGGACGCAUUUUGCUCUGGAGGACUGCAAGCACUUAGCUGGAUGUAUUUGUUGAGGUGCAGAAGAAGGAAGAAAGCCAGACGCCUCGCCUCGCUUUAGAUGUUUUAUCAGCUGUUGCUAGCACUGCCAUGAAGUCCCUGCUCUCUCAGUGCUGACUAACGUCACCAAGCACCUUAAACUCAUGUAUUUCUGAUUUACCUAUUCUCAUUAAAGUUACAUGACCAAAUGUCAGGUAUAUAUCCUAUCUAGAACCACAUAUGGAAGUGACCCCGAAAAACAGCCUCCAAAAAUAAGGUCAAUAUCACCUUAAAGUAAAAAAUUGGAAUUAAGUCACUUUAAGCUGGAAAUUUGAAUGUAGCCAUAGUGCUGGGUUUAUUUAGUAUUGUGCAGACCUGGCAAUUCACUGUGGAGACCUCCUUAUGAUGGAGAGCAUCCAAAAGAACAACAAGAUUUGAGAGAUUUUAAUAUUAAUAAUAAUAAUAAUAAUAAUAAUAAUAAUAAUAAGAGAAAUGCCUUGUACCAUCAGGAUCAGGGUUUGAUUCCAGCCUUAGGUCUGUGUGCAUGGAGUUUGCAUGUUCGUGCUUGGCAGGUUUCCUCCGGAUAUUCCGAUUUCCUCCCGCAGUCCAAAGCCAUGCAGAUUAGUUUUAAUUGGAGUUUCCAAAUUGCCCGUUAUGUGUGUACCGUAAUGGAUUGGCACCCUGACCAUAGUGUACCCCAACUCGUGCCCUAAUUCUUCUGGGAUAGAAUUCAGGCUCCACACACCCCUGUACACAGAAUAAAGCGGCAUAGAUAUUUAAUUAAUAAAUGAAUAAUAUAGAAAAUAUGAAUAGCUUACAUGUUGAACUAGAUGUCCAGUAAAGCACACAACACCAAAACGUUGGAAAGGUUUUGAAUAAAGUGUUGCAGCUGCUCUUAUAAUUUUGGAUAAUUCAUAUAAUUGUGUAUUUCUUAAAAGCAGUUUUACAUUAUAUUGAAUAUAAUGCUGUUUAAAGUCAAUGUAGCUUUCGGCCCUUAUUGCAGUUAUAACUUUUAAUGCAAACAGCACAAGUUGAUUUGAAUAGCUAUAUGCAAGUGAAAUGAAGCUAUGUACUGAGGACUGAGUACAGAUGUGCACAGGUUUAGUAUUAAAUCCUCACUACAUGGGCUUAACUCUGAAUACAGGCCUCGGUGUAAAAUCGUGCAUUUAAUUUAAUCUACACUGAAUAUAUCAAGCUCAUCUUUUGUGCCCUUAUAUUAUCAUGCUCAUAUUCUCUAAGCAACUGUAGCACUGUAUAACACCUGAAAGUUAGUCUACACCGAUCCAUUUAGCAUUAUGAACUAUACCUGGGUUUAGUAUGUUAUGCAUUACAUAUUAUACUCAAUAAAAACUA
Messenger RNA from Clarias gariepinus (North African catfish), 5562 nucleotides. RefSeq names its product transient receptor potential cation channel, subfamily C, member 4b (gene trpc4b). Gene Ontology annotation, biological process: regulation of cytosolic calcium ion concentration; manganese ion transport; calcium ion transmembrane transport. The coding region runs from base 1 to 2763 and encodes 920 amino acids. Gene Ontology annotation, molecular function: inositol 1,4,5 trisphosphate binding; store-operated calcium channel activity; protein binding. The record is from RefSeq and is a predicted model, not a curated record. The transcript has 10 exons. Lineage: Eukaryota; Metazoa; Chordata; Actinopteri; Siluriformes; Clariidae. Gene Ontology annotation, cellular component: membrane; cation channel complex.